Molecule: messenger RNA, 2451 nt
Organism: Opisthorchis viverrini
Lineage: Eukaryota; Metazoa; Platyhelminthes; Trematoda; Opisthorchiida; Opisthorchiidae
Exons: 3
Coding region: 1-2451 (816 amino acids)
Biological process (GO): cell differentiation; regulation of transcription by RNA polymerase II
Cellular component (GO): nucleus
Molecular function (GO): DNA-binding transcription factor activity, RNA polymerase II-specific; RNA polymerase II cis-regulatory region sequence-specific DNA binding
Source: RefSeq, a predicted model, not a curated record
AUGCGUCUGAACUCCGUGGAUGACCAAUCUUCAGCCGGCUCCGAUAAACUGGAGGGUUCGGGUGACCUUUCCGAAAGAGUGGUUUCACGCACCAAACGCUGGGAACCUGAAAUGUCUUCACCGCCUUCUGGAACAGACACGCAGCGACGAAGCCCUUCUAUGGCCGACUUUGUGGAGGACUCAGCGGUAAUUAAAGCCGUUCACUCAAGAACGCGAAACGUGCAAACCUCAGAAGACCGACGACUGUCAUCGGAAGGAAGAACAGGAAUUUCGAACGUUCAGUUCAAUAACUGGUAUGAACACGUUGAGGAUUCUUGGAGAAAGAUAAAUAGAGGGCAAACAUUAUCUUCAGAGCACGUCUACGCACUUCCCACCGGGGGGAGUGAUCAACUUAAUGGAAAUCACAUAGCAAAGAUUUCAACAUGUGGUGGUUGUGUUAACGAAAAUGUCACCGUAGUUAACUGUCCAAAUUUCGCCCCACAAAUUCACCCUUCAUCUACAAAAGAUAUGACCCCAUUGCAGGAAACACCGACGAAGCGGAAAGCCUCACAUGCAAUAAAAGAUAUACUUGGAGAUCAGGUGCAGGGGGUCGAAACAAAAGACAAUUCAGCGGCGCAGGUUGAAAUAUCGAGUCGUGCCGAUAUACCAAUGGAGGCACAAACAAGUUGGGGGUACAGUGCAGCUUUUAUGAGAUUCUAUGCUGCGUGGCAGGAGGCUAUUCAACACCAGCGUAUUCAUCCUGCAGUGGCUGAAAUGAAGCGCGAAAAUAUGACGACGAACAAGUCCGAAAACCAUUUAAUACAGUCUUCACUAUUACUUGAUGCACCAUAUAAGUUUUCACCAUCCGCACUAGUGGAUUUUAUCCCAGGAGUUCAGGGGCCUACAAUGACUAAUCCACUGUCUCCUCUGCGCUGGUUAGGGCCGAUGUCAAGUCGUAUUACAUCUGAGUUCCCAAUUAGCUCUACGUCGACAUCCUCUGAAAACCAUCCAAAAGACUGCACCAUUCCAGCUCCUCUGGUACACUCUUUGUCUGCUGGUCUAACUUCAGAGCAACUGUUAGGUCUGGCGGCAGCUGCAGUGGCAGCUAGCGGUGGAGUGAAGGAAUCGCCAUCAACAGCUUUUCUCCCAAGCCAACUAUUGAGUAUUUUAUCUACCUCCAGUGGAGUCUACAACAGUCAGCAAACACCAGCCAGUGAUUCGCACGAUAUGGACGGAGGCGACUCGCUCCUCACUUUAGGAUCAGCAAACGCGACUUCCAGUCUGUUCAGUUUGCCUUAUUCGUCCCCUCCUUUACCUCACCUUCCGAUGCAACCCAGGUCAGCAACUCAACCACCAUGCCAAUCCAACGUGCCGUUUUGGCCACGAUCACAUGAUUUUUCGGUAGACAAAGAUGGCAAACGCAAGCAUACUCGCCCAACGUUUUCCGGUCAGCAGAUUUUCGCACUUGAAAAGACAUUCGAGCAAACCAAGUACUUGGCAGGUCCGGAACGUGCUAGAUUAGCCUACUUUCUUGGCAUGUCGGAAAGUCAAGUAAAGGUCUGGUUUCAAAACCGACGUACAAAAUGGCGCAAAAAGAAUGCCGCAGACAUGGUCACCUCCCGAGCAAAAUCCUAUCAUGAUCCGCAUGGAUCAUCCGGAAUUUUAACCUCAACUGUAGGACAAAUCUCGACGAACGGUGCGUCAUACGCUGAGAACAUGGAGGUGGGCAGUGGUAGUUUGAGUGGUGAAGACAGUCGGUCAUUAGAAGAGAUGUCCGAACACAAGUAUGGACGAACCACAAAACAGGAGUGGCACGGACUACCUUAUGACGUCGGGACAAAUCCGCCAUUCAGCGUAAAUGAAGCCGCUUCAAACGACAGCCAUAUCAGUGUGAAAGAAGAGAAACCCGAAUCGGCCACACAAAGACCUACUGUCAGUGAUGGAAUGCUCAAGAACGACCCAAGCAUUACCAAGCCUCCUACUAUUUCUGAAAAUCCUGGAAUGAUGGCUUCAGCGUUUCCCUGGUUGUCCACAAUAGGAUCUCAACAAUAUUUUGAUUUCAACACAAUCCCAGUCAAACAAACGACUGGUGUCAAUCGAAUGCAUGUAUUUCCUAGCUUAAAUUGUGCAAUUUCGAAUUUCUUACCAGCUGAAACUGGCGAGAGACAUACAAACUGCGAAUCCGGAGAAUACCGAUCCGCCGCUUCAGAUUCCCAAUUAUCAGUGCCAUUUUCCCCAACCCGUUCAGAUGGUAAUCCCCGAAGUCAACAAGUGCAAGGCAGAGCAGCUCAUACGGAUAAUAUUGUUCAGUUUCCUUGUCCAUCAACACCAACCCCAGCAAAUGCAGUUCCUAGCCCUCUUUCACCAAACCCAACACGGUCUGUGGACAACUCACAUCACACUACAAAAAACGAAUCGCUAUUCACUAAGCACAUGCCCUCUUCUAAGAACUCCUACGUUCUUACACAUUAA